Molecule: messenger RNA, 1120 nt
Organism: Ostrinia nubilalis (European corn borer)
Lineage: Eukaryota; Metazoa; Arthropoda; Insecta; Lepidoptera; Crambidae
Product: protein MEMO1
Exons: 9
Coding region: 120-1007 (295 amino acids)
Source: RefSeq, a predicted model, not a curated record
UUUACAAAAAAAAUACAAAGUCAUCAACGUCAAACAAAAGUAUUAUUUUUGUGAUUGUGAAAUUAAUUUAUUCUAAAUCAUAAUUUUAUUUUCUUGCUUUUGUUCUAAUAAUUUCUAAAAUGUCUUGCCGCAAUGCUUCUCACGCUGGAAGUUGGUACACUGAAAAUGGCAGCGAGCUAUCGCGGCAGCUGGACCUAUGGCUGUCCAAGGCAGACCUGACUCACGGCCCCGCGCGGGCCAUUAUAGCACCGCAUGCGGGUUAUUCGUAUUGCGGCGCGUGCGCGGCUUUCGCGUACCGGCAAGUCAGUCCCGUGGUUGUCAAGCGGAUCUUCAUCCUAGGCCCGUCCCACCACGUCAGAUUGGGAGGCUGUGCUCUCUCCUCUCUGGACAAAUACCAGACGCCGCUCUAUGACCUCACCAUAGACAAACAAAUAUACGCAGAGUUGGAAGCGACUCGUCAGUUCGAAUGGAUGGACGUACAGACGGACGAAGAUGAGCAUUCCAUAGAGAUGCAUCUGCCAUACAUAGCUAAAGUUAUGGAGGAAUAUAAAACCGGUUUCACUAUUAUACCAAUUUUGGUUGGGUCACUAACGCCUGAGAAAGAAGCGAAAUACGGCGCAAUCUUAGCGCCUUACCUGGCGGACCCUCAGAACCUAGUGGUGGUUUCGUCCGACUUCUGCCACUGGGGCUCGCGGUUUCGGUAUACUUGGCGCGACCAAGCCCGCGGACCCAUCUACCAGAGCAUCGAGUGGCUUGACAAACAGGGCAUGGACAUAAUCGAGAAAAUGGACCCGCGAGCGUUCACAGAAUACCUCAACAAAUACGGAAACACCAUCUGCGGGAGACACCCUAUCGGGGUACUACUGCAAGCCAUAGCCCGCCUCCAGUCUCAAUCCAACGCGCCUAGGAUGUCGAUGAAGUUCCUGAAGUACGCACAGUCAUCCCAGUGUAUGAAUCUUCAAGACUCCUCCGUGUCGUAUGCCAGUGCAUCCCUGGUCUUCGAGUAAGGCGAGUUUGAGGCUGCAGAGCGAUUUAUGUUAGGCACUGGUUCUACCCCUGACGAAAGCGACUAGCUGACGAGUUCAAUUGAUAUUUAUGGGCUGUCAAAACGUGACAAAAA